This is a messenger RNA of Erinaceus europaeus (western European hedgehog), 1197 nucleotides long. RefSeq names its product thiosulfate sulfurtransferase (gene TST). Gene Ontology annotation, cellular component: mitochondrion. Gene Ontology annotation, molecular function: thiosulfate-cyanide sulfurtransferase activity. The record is from RefSeq and is a predicted model, not a curated record. Gene Ontology annotation, biological process: transsulfuration. NCBI's taxonomy places the organism in Eukaryota, Metazoa, Chordata, Mammalia, Eulipotyphla, Erinaceidae. Bases 151 to 1035 code for a protein of 294 amino acids. The transcript is spliced from 3 exons.
GGUGGCACGCGGGUCCCCCCUCUGGCGGCGGCGGGUGGUGCCGGCCGGCCGGGAGCCCUGGGCUGGGGCUUUAAAGCAGCCAAGUUCUCCAGCUGCCCGGGGCGAGCACUGGGGUGGCGGCGCGGGCGGGUGACACGCAGAGCGGAAGCCAUGGUUCAUCAGAUGCUCUACCGGGCUCUGGUCUCCACCAAGUGGCUGGCAGAUUCAGUACGAGUAGGCAAACUGGGGCCUAGCCUGAGGGUGCUGGACGCGUCCUGGUACUCUCCUGGCACCCGCCAGGCCCACAAGGAGUACCUGGAGCGCCAUGUUCCCGGCGCAUCCUUCUUUGAUAUAGAGAAGUGUCGGGACACCGCAUCCCCCUACGAGAUGAUGUUGCCCAGCGAGCAGGGCUUUGCCGACUAUGUGGGCCGCCUGGGCAUCAGCAACGACACCCACGUGGUGGUGUAUGAUGGUGACGACCUAGGCACUUUCUACGCGCCCCGGGUCUGGUGGAUGUUCCGAGUGUUUGGCCACCGUACUGUGUCCGUGCUCAACGGUGGCUUCCGGAACUGGCUGAAGGAGGGUCACCCAGUGACAUCGGAGCCCUCUAAUCCAGAGCCUGCCGUCUUCAAAGCCUCACUGGAUCGCACCCUGCUCAAGACCUACGAGCAGGUACUGGAGAACCUCAAGUCCAGGAGGUUCCAACUGGUGGAUUCUCGGUCCCAAGGCCGGUACCUGGGCACUGAGCCAGAGCCAGAUGCAGUAGGCCUGGAGCCAGGCCACAUCCGAGGGGCCCUCAACAUGCCAUUCACGGAAUUCCUGACCCCAGAUGGCUUUGAGAAGACCCCGGAGGAGCUCCGUGCUAUGUUUGAGGCCAAGAAGGUGGAUCUGACCAAGCCCCUCAUUGCCACGUGCCGGAAGGGCGUCACUGCCUGCCACAUUGCCCUGGCUGCCUACCUGUGUGGCAAGCCUGACGUGGCUGUCUAUGAUGGCUCCUGGUGCGAGUGGUUCCGCCGCUCCUCACCCGAGACCCGCGUGUCCCAGUGGAAGGCCUGAGCAGCUGGCUGGUCUCCCCCCUCAUGACCGUCACCCAGAGCCCCAGCCCUUCAGUGACCCUGUGUGCCCUGCAACUGGUGUCCACUUCUGCACUGAGCGUCACUGAGUAAUGCCUGCCCACCUCGCCCCCCAAUGAACCUGAAUAAAUGUCUUCUCUGAUUA